AUGAGUUGCUAUUAUACAUCUAUACUGUCACAAAUGCCUCGCCAGAGUCUCCCGACUCCUCCUGUUGAGGUGGCCGGGCGUCGCGUAGUCCAGGGCGUACUGGAUCAGGUCGCUCCUGUCCUCGAUCUCCUUGGGCUCCAGCCCCAGCUCGACCCUCUCCUCGUUGAAGCGCCUCUGCACGGCCUCGGUCUGCAUGAGCAGCCAGCGCAGGUUCCAGCCGCCCGGGCCGAGCUCCUUUAUGCGGGCGGGCUUGCUCUUGAGCAGGUAGUUCUCCAGCCCGCCCUCGCGCUUGAUGGUCUUGAGGACGCGCAUGGUCAGGCGGGUCUUGAUGUUGGCGCCGAUGGCCGGGGAGAAGAAGCUCUUGACGAGGAUGUUUGGCCGCCAGAACCGCUGGGUCUUGACCUUGUGCUUCUCCGAGACGUUGUUGCCGAACUGGAUGCGGGCGGAGCCGUAAAGGCCCCGGUUCGACUGCUUGUAGACCUGGCGUUCGCCGUAGGGGUAGGGCGGGAUGACUUUGUCGGGGAGGCGGGAGGGCUUGAUCGUCUUGGUCUGGAGGGCCGAUGA
This is a messenger RNA of Clonostachys byssicola, 564 nucleotides long. The record is from the annotation of a GenBank genome assembly. NCBI's taxonomy places the organism in Eukaryota, Fungi, Ascomycota, Sordariomycetes, Hypocreales, Bionectriaceae.